AGGGUGCUGCUGUGGGCAUCCCUUGUGGGAUGAUGGGACCUGUCCCUUGAGAGGAUAAGGAAGCUUGAGAAAGAACUCACACUGGAUGAAAGUCAUUUUCUGAAGCUGGGUAUAUUCCAGGAACUGUAACCCAAAUGUUUCUCUGUCCGUGGAGAAGAGUUCACAUUUGAAGUAACUUCUGCUGAAGAUAGUUCUGUCCCAUCACCAUGUUCUGGAAGUUUGAUUUGAACACGACGUCGCAUGUGGACAAGCUGCUGGACAAGGAAGAUGUGACACUGCAGGAGCUGAUGGAUGAAGAUGACAUCUUACAGGAGUGCAAGGCUCAGAACAGGAAGCUGCUGGACUUCCUCUGCCAGCAGCACUGCAUGGAGGAGUUGGUCACCCUCAUCACCCAUGAGCCCCCCCUGGACAUGGACGAGAAGGUUCGCUUCAAAUACCCCAACACAGCCUGUGAACUGCUGACCUCCGAUGUGCCGCAGAUCAACGACAAGCUGGGAGGGGAUGAGACUCUGCUCAACAUCCUCUAUGACUUCCUGGAUCACGAGCCUCCUCUGAACCCUUUGCUUGCCAGUUUCUUCAGUAAGACUAUUGGGAAUCUCAUUGCCAGGAAAACGGAACAGGUGAUUGCGUUUUUAAGGAAAAAAGAGAAAUUCAUUAGCCUGGUGCUAAAGCAUAUAGACACAUCAGCAAUGAUGGACCUGCUGCUUCGUCUGAUCAGCUGCGUGGAGCCCGCCACGCUCCGGCAGGAAGUGCUGAAUUGGCUUAAUGAAGCAAAGAUCAUUCAGAGACUUGUGGAACUGAUCCAUUCAAGCCAAGAUGAGGACAGGCAAUCCAAUGCUUCCCAGACCCUGUGUGAUAUCAUCAGACUGAGCAGAGACCAGAGCAAUCAACUCCAGGACAUACCUGAGCCUGAUCCACUUCUCACAGCACUGGAAUCGCAGGAGUGUGUGGAGCAGCUCCUGAGGAACAUGUUUGAUGGAGAACAGACUGAAAACUGCAUUGUGAAUGGAACCCAGGUUCUUCUGACACUGCUGGAAUCCCGGCGCUCCGGAGUGGAAGGACUGAUGGACUCAUACACUCAGGGAUUUGAAAGGUCUUACACUGUCAAUAGCAGCAUCUUACAUGGUAUUGAACCAAGGCUAAAGGAUUUCCACCAGCUGCUGCUCAGUCCUCCCAAGAAAACAGCAAUCCUAACUACAAUUGGUGUCCUGGAGGAGCCCCUCGGGAACGCUCGUCUUCACGGAUCUCGUCUCAUAGCUGCUCUGCUUCACACAAACACUCCCAGUAUUAAUCAGGAACUAUGCAGACUCAGUACUAUGAAUUUAUUACUUGAUUUAUUUUUUAAAUACACGUGGAAUAACUUUUUGCAUUUCCAAGUGGAAUUGUCCAUAGCAGCUAUUCUCUCCCACUCUGUACAAGAGGUAAAAACUACUACUAAUGACACAGAAAACAAAGAAGAGGUGCUGAAUGGAAACGUGGCCACAGAGAAUGUAGAGACUCCAGAAAACAAUACUGAGAAUAUCAUGGUUACUCAUCUGUUCCAGAAGUGCUGCCUGGUGCAAAGGAUACUGGAUGCCUGGGAAGCCAAUGACAAAAUCCAGGCAGAAGGUGGCAUGAGGAGAGGCAACAUGGGCCACCUCACCCGGAUAGCCAAUGCUGUAGUACAGAACAUGGAGAAGGGCCCCAUGCAGACUCAGAUCAGUGAGUUCAUUAAAGAGCUACCUGAAGAUUGCAGGGGGAGGUGGGAGAGUUUUGUGGAGGAGACCCUGACAGAAACAAACCGGAGGAACACGGUGGAUUUGGUCAGCACUCAUCAUCUGCAUUCUUCCAGUGAGGAUGAAGACAUUGAGAGUGCUUUUCCCAAUGAACUUUCUCUCCAGCAGGCUUUCUCCGAGUACCAGAUCCAGCAGAUGACAGCAAACUUUGUGGAUCAGUUUGGCUUUAAUGAUGAAGAGUUUGCAGACCAGGAUGAUAAUAUCAAUGCUCCCUUUGACAGGAUUGCAGAGAUCAACUUCAACAUCGAUGCUGAUGAUGACAGUCCCAAUGCUUCCCUCUUUGAAGCCUGCUGCAACGAGAGGAUCCAGCAGUUCGAUGACAAUGAGGAGGAAGAAGAUAUCUGGGAAGAGAAGGAGAUCACCUAUGCAACCCAAGUGAAAUCAAGAACACGAUUUGGAGCGUCUCAGACCUCAGAGAGUUCUUCCAAAAGUGAUCUUGAGAAUGGGGAUCAUGAUGGCAGCGUGGACUCUGAAGAAGAGGAGGAAACGGAGCAGCAGCCGCCUCCUUCCUCAGCAAGCAAGAGUAAUACCCCUGAGCAGAAAGACUCUGACUCCUCUGAAGGGGCUGGGUGGACAGCUGUGUUUGAGCCCGUCAGCUCCAAGCCCCCCACGCCCUGUGUUGCCAUGGAUGUUGGAUCAAGUGUCUGGGAUUCAGCAGCCCCAGAGAACCCCACGCCAGAGGAGAAAGGAUGGGCAAAGUUUACAGACUUCCAGCCCUUCUGCUGCUCAGAGUCAGGCCCACGGUGCAGUUCUCCAGCUGACACAGAAAGCAACGUUUCAGAUGGAAGCUCAAAGCAGAGUCAAGACAAAAACUCCAGCACUGCCUCUCCCUGCGUCUGGAAUGUCUGUGUCACCAGGAAGGCCCCACUGGUGGCCUCAGACAGCAGCUCCUCGGGGGGCUCCGACAGCGAGGAGGAGGAGGAGAAGGCUGAUACUGUCACAGAAACCAUCAGCACAGGCUCGGGCCAGGAAACCAUCAAGCUGACCAUGGAUGCUAAGAAGGAGAAAGCUGUUUUCACCAGAGUAUUUAGACCUGCAGUCAGAGGGUACGUAUGGCUGUGA
Messenger RNA from Calypte anna (Anna's hummingbird), 2837 nucleotides. It is a transcript of the gene PPP6R2, whose product is annotated as protein phosphatase 6 regulatory subunit 2. NCBI's taxonomy places the organism in Eukaryota, Metazoa, Chordata, Aves, Apodiformes, Trochilidae. The record is from RefSeq and is a predicted model, not a curated record. Gene Ontology annotation, molecular function: protein phosphatase binding; protein phosphatase regulator activity. The transcript is spliced from 23 exons. Gene Ontology annotation, cellular component: cytosol; nucleus. Bases 207 to 2837 code for a protein of 876 amino acids.